This is a messenger RNA of Pomacea canaliculata, 5991 nucleotides long. RefSeq names its product exportin-7-like. Lineage: Eukaryota; Metazoa; Mollusca; Gastropoda; Architaenioglossa; Ampullariidae. The transcript has 29 exons. The record is from RefSeq and is a predicted model, not a curated record. Gene Ontology annotation, molecular function: small GTPase binding; nuclear export signal receptor activity. Gene Ontology annotation, biological process: protein export from nucleus. Bases 140 to 3457 code for a protein of 1105 amino acids. Gene Ontology annotation, cellular component: cytoplasm; nuclear pore.
CGUAUGUUUUGAUUCGAUACUUUUUUUAAGGGAUUCCCGCUUUUUCCAGAAAUUUGACCAAUAAACGAAUGUGUUGUAAAAUCAGUUUAUUGCUUAUAGUGCCAUCUAUUGGCGGGUUUCCUUGAGCGCAAAAACAAAGAUGGCUGACGAACAGGAAAUGUUGCAGUUAGAAACCCUGUGUAAAGAACUUUAUGAGACAACAGAUGGAAAUAUCCGUUCAGAAGCAGAAAAGGCACUGGUUGCAUUUGCUAAUUCCCCCGACUGCCUUGCCAAGUGCCAGUUGUUGCUGGAAAGAGGAAGUUCUCCAUAUGCACAGCUUCUUGCAGCUACUACUUUGAUCAAGCUAGUCUCUCGUGCCAACAUCACAUUACCCCUUGAGCAAAGAGUUGAAAUCCGCAACUAUGUUUUGAAUUAUCUUGCCACUCGACCAAAGUUGAUGCAGUUUGUUUCACAAGCUUUAGUUCAGUUAUUUGCCCGCAUCACAAAGUUUGGCUGGUUUGAUGUGAGCAAAGAUGAGUGCAUCUUUCGAAAUGUUGUCACAGAUGUUGGGAAGUUUAUUCAGAGUGGCUCCACUCAGCAUGUAAUGAUUGGUGUACAGUUGUUGUCACAGCUGGUGUGUGAAAUGAAUCAGGUUAGCGAGUCUGAAGCCAGCAGGUCGCUCACAAAGCACAGAAAAAUUGCAUCAUCUUUUCGUGACACACAGCUGUUUGAGAUUUUCCAGCUAGCAUGUUCCCUGCUUCGGUCAGCUGCUGGAAAUUUAAAAGGUCUUGAUUUUUCUGAUAGCAGUCAGCAUGGUCUCCUGUCUCAUACACUUCGCCUUGCACAGAAUUGUCUCACCUUUGAUUUUAUUGGCACCUCUACAGACGAAUCCUCAGAUGACCUCUGUACUGUCCAGAUUCCUACCAGCUGGCGAACAGCAUUUCUUGAUGUUACCACACUAGAACUGUUCUUUGACCUGUACAAUGGGUUGCCUCCAUCUUUGUCACCUACUGCUUUGUCAUGUUUGGUGCAAAUGGCAUCUGUCAGAAGAUCAUUGUUUAACAAUGCUGAGCGUGCAAAGUUCCUCAACCAUUUAGUCAUUGGAGUGCGAUCCAUUUUAGAAAAUCCUCAGGGUCUGUCUGAUCCCAACAAUUAUCAUGAGUUUUGUCGACUCUUGGCUCGUUUAAAAUCCAACUACCAACUAGGAGAGCUGGUGAAGGUUGACAACUACGGCGAUGUCAUCAAGCUGAUUGCUGAAUUUACAGUUACCAGCUUGCAGAUGUGGCAAUUUGCUCCCAACAGUGUACACUACCUUUUAGGCCUGUGGCAACGAAUGGUAGCCUCUGUCCCAUAUGUCAAAGCAGCAGAACCUCAUAUGCUGGAAACCUACACUCCAGAGGUCACCAAGGCUUAUAUCACUUCACGACUGGGUUCUGUGCACUCAGUCAUUAGGGAAGGCACUGAAGAUCCUCUAGAUGACCAUGGAUUAAUCUCUCAACAGUUAGAACAGCUGUCUACAAUAGGUCGGUGUGAAUAUGAGAAAACGUGUGCACUAUUAGUCCAGCUUUUUGAUGAAUCAGCACAACGAUACCAAGAGAUGGUGGCAACAGGAUCACAAAGCAUGGAACUUGCAAUAGAGGAAGUGGGUGUUUUGACAGGGCGUUUGACCUGGCUUGUGUACAUCAUAGGAGCUGUGAUAGGUGGUCGUGUUUCAUUUGCAAGUACAGAUGAACACGAUGCCAUGGAUGGAGAGCUUGUCUGCAGGGUCCUGCGACUGAUGAACUUGACAGAUUCCAGACUAGCUCAGGGGGGCUCUGAGAAACUAGACCUGGCCAUUCUCAGCUUUUUUGAGCAGUUCCGAAAAAUAUAUGUAGGGGACCAAGUGCAGAAGACUUCAAAAGUGUAUAGAAGGCUCUCAGAAGUUUUGGGUCUUAGUGAUGAGUCUAUGGUGCUAAGUGUAUUCAUUGGUAAAAUCAUCACCAACCUAAAGUUCUGGGGCCGCAGUGAGCAGAUAAUCAGUAAAACAUUGCAGCUUUUGAGCGACUUGUCUGUUGGCUACAGCAGUGUCCGUAAGCUGGUUAAACUGGAUGCAGUUCAGUUCCUGCUAAACAGUCACACGAGUGAACACUUUCCCUUCCUGGGCAUCACUACCAACAACAGUCCCAUCUCAGACAUGCGAUGUCGCACUACAUUCUACACUUCUCUUGGUCGCCUUCUUUUGGUCGAUCUGGGAGAAGAUGAAGAAAAGUUUUAUCAGUUUAUGAUGCCUCUCACAGCUGCCUUCGAGAAUGUGGGAACACUUUUGAGUAAUGCAGAUUCUCAAAUGAAAGUGGAGGAAGCCAAGAGGUCACUAAUUGGAUUGGCCAGAGACUUGCGUGGCAUUACAUUUGCCUUCAACACAAAGACCAGCUAUAUGAUGCUGUUUGACUGGAUUUAUCCAGCCUACACCCCUGUCUUGCAGCGUGCUAUGGAACUGUGGUACCAUGACCCUGCUGUGACUACACCCAUUCUCAAACUAAUGGCAGAGUUGGCACAAAACAGGUCUCAGAGAUUACAGUUUGAUGUGUCUUCGCCCAAUGGAAUUCUUCUGUUUAGAGAAAUUAGCAAGAUGAUUGUAAAUUAUGGUUCCAGAUUAUUAACAAUAGGAGACAUUCCCAAGGAACAGAUCUACCCUAUGAAGCUAAAGGGCAUCUCAGUCUGUUUCUCCAUGCUGAAGGCAGCUCUCUGUGGCAACUACGUCAACUUUGGAGUCUUUCGCCUAUAUGGAGAUGAUGCUUUGGACAAUGUUCUGGGCAUGUUUGUGAAGCUGUUGCUGUCUAUACCACAGAGUGACCUGCUAGACUACCCGAAACUUAGUCAAAACUACUAUGGUCUACUGGAGUGUUUGGCUCAGGACCACAUGACAUUUGUUGCUAGCUUGGAACCUCAGGUCUUCCUCUACAUCCUGUCCACCAUCUCAGAGGGUCUAGUCGCACUGGAUACCAUGGUGUGCACAGGCUGCUGUGCCACUCUGGACAAUAUCAUCACCUAUUUAUUCCGGUGCCUGACCAGCAAGAAGAAGAAGAUGGGUCCACAGGCCAUGCACAACUCGGAAGCCUUUCUGCGUAACUUGGAAGUGCAUCCUGAGAUUUUACAACAGAUGUUGUCCACAGUCCUCAACAUCAUCAUGUUUGAGGAUUGCAGAAACCAGUGGUCUAUGUCACGCCCUCUGCUGGGGCUCAUUUUGCUCAAUGAAGAUUACUUUAAUAAGUUGAGAGAAAACAUUAUCUCCUCACAACCUUCAGAGAAACAAGAAACGAUGGCCCAGUGCUUCCAAAACCUCAUGGAUGGCAUUGAGCGAUCACUGCUGACCAAAAACAGGGACAGAUUCACACAAAAUCUUUCAGUAUUCCGGCGAGAUGUCAAUGACUCAUUAAAGAUGCCAAGUGGAAGUCCAUCAUCUUCAACAUCAUCUUUAGACAUGAUGAGCUACGGCUAAUCUUGAAGCUUCAUCCACCAGACUGCAUGUGCAUGAGAGAGAGAAAUAUAAAGAGAGUGGAGAGAGUGUAUGUGUGCAUGCAUGUUUGCAUCGUCAGUCACUGGAAGGACCUGCAACAGUGGGAUGCAUAGUCAGUGUUGUAUGUAUCAUGUGUGCCUGCUCUGUCUUUUUAGAGUGGACUUAAUGUGAUUAUUUCAGUUACAGUGACCUGGUCACCUAUCAUUGUCCUUCUGAAUGGAUUUCUUGGGAAAUUGGCAUAGCUGUGUUCGAUGGUGUACACAGAUGGGAAGUGUGCAUGCAUUGUGUUCAUGUUGAAUGAAUGUACUUAUGGGAGAGCAUCGUUGGGGAGGAAGGUACACAGCAAUGACAAUUUUCCCUGUAAUUUUGGCUUGUUAGAAAAAUGUUCAAUAAGAAAAGGUGGGUUUUUUGGUGUAAUGUGGAAUUUUUAUUCAUUUUUUUUUUUAUAGUUAGUUCAUUAAGAAAUACAUUUUUCAUUAAUAGCAAAUGUUUGUGCAUCUUUAGUGAAGUGGAUUUAAACAGAUGUACCCAGGUAGUUUUAUAAACACAGUUUGCAUAUAAAGACGACAGUCAGAGUGAAGGGAACCACUUGUUUCAUUUUGAAAUUUCCAGAGAAGAUAUGACUGUAUUUAAAGCAAAACUAAAGUCAUAUGGGCAUGUUUUGGCUUCAGAAGAUUUUUAUAAAGUGGCUAGUGGUUGGUUGUGUGUCUCCGUAUUUCAGCCUGGUAAAGAUUUGCAUACAUGCCCAUGUUGUGAUUAUGCAUUUACAUGUAUGUGUGCAUUCACCUGUUCAUGCAUUGUGAGUGUGUACAGCAGGGUGUCAUAAAUGCACUCACCUAUCUUCAUGCACGUUUGAAGAAAGAUGUUAAGUGCCCUGUUCCGUUUUUGGGCGGUCCGGUGGCGUAACGGUUAACACAUGUCACCACUACAGUGAGAGUUGGCUGUCCUGGGUUCAGCUCUUGUCUCGGGCACUUCGUUCUUUCUCUACAAAAGGCAUCUGUUUACAGGGCUGGCUGCCUUGCCGUGAUAUAACUUAGUUGCUGGCUCGGCAUAAAACACCAAUUUCCCCACACACACACCUAUUCCGUUUCUUUGCUGCUUAUAUCAUAAAGACAUCUAAAUUCUUACUUUUUUCCCUUGCAAUUAACUGCAUUUUUCUUUUCAAGAAUAAGAAUGCAUUUCAAAAGCAUAGACACACAUAAUGUGGUGUGCAUAUACAUGACAUACAACUUAUCAAAACUUUUUGGGAGAAUUACUGACAAAGAAGCUUACUGAACAGGCUCACAUGCGCAUAAACACUGAAAUUUAAAAACUGAUUCAGACUUUACUGUGCAGUCACUUACGAAGAAGUUAUUCAAUAUGAAGAUUAUACCACCAAAGUUGCAUACAAAGCUCGAAAUAGAACCUGGCCAAUUUUCUUAAACUUGUGGAGCCAUGGUGGUCAGGCAUCUUAAAAGAAGAUGAAUCUAAUUUGUUGAAAUACCAUCUUUUUGCUGAAGUAUCAUUCAUGAUCUUUUUCCUUGCAGAUUUUAAAUAGUACUAGGAGUCAUAAAAAAACAACAAAAAUCUUUAAUUCUUUUGUAUAUGUUUGUCUAAACUAUUUGCCUUAAAAUGAAUAGUUGUGUUAGGGUUAAUUUGCCAUUUUUAGGAGAGGAAUGCUUUAAGGGAGCAUAAACAACGAUUUAGUCAACAAAAGUACUAAGGUUAUGUAAAGUGAAGAUAACGAUUAUUAAGAACAUGCUGUUUUCAACGCCUAUAGUAAAAAAUUUAAGGAAUAUAAAUUGCAGCAUGUAUUUUUAAUUUUCUUUUUGAACCUUUUGCAAUUUUAAAAACUUGUAGUUCUCAACAUUGCAGAUGACAUCGGUCUACAAGUAUAGAUGUGUUAACGAGCAUUUUUUGAUUUGUGAAGUACUUCUAGGUAUCACUACAUUAGAUUUUUAAUUAAAGCCUGCUUUCUUCCAUGUCAGAUAAGUAAACUAGCAGUCUUGUAUUUGAGCCAUUGAUAAAACAUUUUCAGCUGUCUCAUUAGGAUUAGAAGUUCACAGGGUGUUUAUGUAAGGCCAAAUGAUCACUUUUGAGAUGACAGAAUCAUCUGAUAGGUUGUUAAAGGGAAUGGCAAUGAGGUUUUCCUUUAAUGCAACAAGGUUCAUGGUAGUUUUUGGCCUUUGGUUUCAUGUGUUCAAUGUUAGUCUGGAUUUUUUUGUGUGAAUGAUACACACAAACAAGUUCAGUAUUGUGAGACUGCUAGUCUGCUUUCAAGAAGUGAAAAAAGUGCAUGUGCCAAUCAGACUGACAGCUUGCACAUGUGACCUAGGUGUUUGAAUGAAUGCAGAGGCAGAGGGUUGUAAGCUCAUUUUCCUCUGAUGGCUGUUGAAUGCUGAAAAUGUUGAUGUGUGUAGUAAUAGCAAACUGGUCCAUUCUCAUACUUGUGUGGCAAGGGAAAAACUGUAUGGUGAUUUUGGUUUUGAAACUGCUUUGAUCUUGAAGGAAAAAGACAUAAAAGAUUUUAAAAAUGC